Messenger RNA from Chiroxiphia lanceolata (lance-tailed manakin), 8953 nucleotides. RefSeq names its product FYVE and coiled-coil domain autophagy adaptor 1 (gene FYCO1). Gene Ontology annotation, biological process: plus-end-directed vesicle transport along microtubule; positive regulation of autophagosome maturation. The record is from RefSeq and is a predicted model, not a curated record. The transcript is spliced from 18 exons. The coding region runs from base 525 to 5162 and encodes 1545 amino acids. Gene Ontology annotation, molecular function: metal ion binding. Gene Ontology annotation, cellular component: lysosome; autophagosome; late endosome. NCBI's taxonomy places the organism in Eukaryota, Metazoa, Chordata, Aves, Passeriformes, Pipridae.
CGUUUGCCCCUAAUCCCGCUUUGCCCUUGUGUCGGCAAAUCUCCGGCGGAUGGAGAGGGAGAGAGUUUUGCUGGCACACGGGGCGGCUGGGUCUGUCUCCAGAGCAGAUGCCGGGGUUGCAGCCUCCUCCUCCGGCUUAUGUUGAUCCUGGUAAUCCAGAGUGAGCAAGGAAAAGGGAAAAAAGAAAGGUUUUAGCGAACUGGUUGUCCGCCGCCUUUGUGCUCUGGAUUCUCCUCGGUGGUGAGUCCUGCGGUGGUGAGUUGGACUGCGGAGGGGCUGUGCCGUGUUUUGGAAGCUGGUGAAUUCCUUGCUGCUGCAGCUGCCUGUUCAGGAGCUCAGGACCCGGGUGUUUUCUGCCUGGGUCAUCGCACCCACCCUCCUGCUGAUGUUUGCAAGUUGCAGGUCUUACAGAGAAAAAUAAUCAGCGUCAACCCAAUGGUCAUCAAGGAUAUGAACUCUGCUGGUUUUAUCUAGAUGGAUGAAAAGGUUAACAGCCCAGAAGGGGAGUUCCUUUUGUUUUCGAGAUGGCAGCAGCUAGUGGUGAAAGCCAACUGCAGCGGAUUAUCAGAGACUUGCAAGAUGCUGUGAGUGAGUUAAGUAAAGAAUUUAAAGAAGGAGGGGAACCGAUCACAGAUGACAGUGGCAACUUGCAAAAAUUCUCCUACAAGCUUGAGUACCUUCUACAGUUUGACCAGAAAGAAAAAAGCACAUUGCUGGGCAACAGAAAAGACUACUGGGAUUAUUUCUGUGACUGUCUGGCAAAAAUCAAAGGAGCUAAUGAUGGAAUCCGCUUUGUCAAGUCUAUUACAGAACUAAGAACAUCUCUUGGAAAAGGAAGAGCAUUUCUUCGUUACUCCCUGGUUCACCAAAGACUAGCAGACACCUUGCAGCAAUGUUUUAUGAACACCAAGGUGACCAGUGACUGGUACUAUGCAAGAAGUCCAUUUCUGAAUUCCAAAAUGAGUUCUGACAUUGUGGGUCAGCUCUAUGAGCUCACUGAUGUUCAGUUUGACUUGGCAUCAAGAGGCUAUGAUUUAGAUGCUGCUUGGCCAGCAUUUGCCAGAAGGACACUGUCCUCGCUUGGAUCUUCAGCAUAUUUAUGGAAGCCUCCAAGUCGCAGUUCCAGCAUGAGCAGUUUAGUGAGCAACUAUUUGCAGGCCCAAGAGUUUCCUUCCAGCCCUGAUGUGAAUAGCUCACUAAAUGUUGAACACCUUGAGGGCUAUGAAGAGAUGCGUUUAGAACUUGACCAGGCUGAGCUGAGGCAGAGGGAACUUCAAGAUCGUAUUCACCAGCUAGAAAUGGAAAACCAGGAGCUCCAGGCAGCUGUCAGCCUUCAAAAAGAGCAAGUACAGGUAGAAAAGGAGAAGAGCAAUAACUACAGUGAGGAGAACUCCCGGCUGACAAAGAUGAUCACAGAGUUACAGAAGCAGUGUGAGGUCUCACACUCCACUCAGAGCACUGUCCAUGACCUGCAGAAGUGCCUACAGUCAUUGGAAUUAAAUGCAGUGGAGCAGCAGAAAGAAUAUUCAACAAAAGUGGAGCAGCUGUUGACCAGCAAGGAAGACUAUGCCUCAAAAUUGCAGGUUUCAAAUCAGGAGCUGGAGACCUCGAGGGCUUUGAUUGCUGUCAAUAAUCUUUGCAUCGAUGAGCUCAAAGCCAAGCUGAGUUCUGCAGAACAGAAGAAUCUCAGCCUCCUUGCGAAAGUUGAUGCUGCCUUGGACGAAAAGGGGCAGCAAGCCACAGCCCAGUGUGACUCUGCCCUACAAAUACAUGCACUGUUAGAGAAGCUUCAGGAGAUGGAGAAGGAAAAGGCAGAUAUGCAAAGACUCAAUGAUGAACGUGCAUCUCAGCUGAAAGCAGCAAAGGAGGAGCUGUGGCUGAAAGAACAGGCACAGAAGGAACUGGAAUCCAGAUACAAUCGCCUCACUGUUGACUCCAGAGAAGAAAGUGAAAAGCUGACUGGGAGCCUGGAAACUAUGACAAAGGAAAAGGAUGCACUUCAGGAGGCCCUGACUCUGAAAGGAAAGGAGAUGGCUGAGCUCCAGACCCAGGUAAUGGGGUCGCUGGCUCAGGUGGGGUCACUGGAAAAAAGUCUUGAGGAAGCCAGGAAAGAAAAAGAGAAACUUGAGGAGGAAUAUGGUAGGAGGGAAGGAGCACUGAAGCAGGAAUCCAAGUCACAAGCAGAGCAACUUGCACUACAGGAGGGUCACUUAACAAAGGUGAGUCAGACUGUGUGUAGCCUUGAGGAGCAAAACCGCAAACUCAUGUCUGAGAAAGAGCAUCUCGGGCAGAAAGUCAAGGAGCUGGAGGAGCAGAUGGAGCAGCGAAGCUCUGCAGUGACCGAAUUGGAUGAGGAGAGCAGGAAGCUGAAAGCAGAGAAUGUGAAUUUGCAGCAGUCCAAGAACAAGAUGGAAGCGAAGCUGAAAAAUCUGGAAGCUUCUAAAGCUUCCCUGGAAGCUGAGGUAGCCAGGCUGAGAGCCUCUGAGAAGCAACUUCAGAGUGAGAUAGAUGAUGCCCUGGUGUCAGUUGAUGAAAAAGAAAGAAAGCUCCGGGGCGAGAACAAACAGCUGGAUGAAGACUUGCAGAAUGCUAGGAGGCAAAGCCAAAUUCUGGAGGAGAGGUUGGAGGCUCUGCACUCAGAAUAUGAAGAACUAAGGCAAAGAGAGGAGACCACCAAGGAGUCUUAUGCCUCACUUGAAGGACAGCUAAAGAGUGCCAAACAGCAUAGUUUAGAAAUGGAAAAAAGCUUGGGCACCUUGAAGGAAAGCAAAGAGUGUCUCCAAUCACAAGUCACAGAGAAGGAAGUAGAACUGCAAGGCUUGGAGAGCCAGUGUGAGCAGCUGAGGGCAGAAGCUGAAAGACACAGAAAGAAAGCAGAGACUCUUGAGGCAGAAAAGCUCAGUGUUGAAAAGACAUGCCUUCAUCAGACAAAGCUUAUAGAAUCCCUCACAUCAGAAAAAGAAUCAGUGGAAAAACAGCAACUACAGCAGGCAGCUUCCCUGGAGAAGGAGGCAAAAGAGCUGGCCUUCAGACUGGCCAUGAGCGAAGAGCAGUUGGAGGUCAACCGAGGUGAAGUGUCUAGGCUGCAAGCAGAAGUCCUCGACCUGCGAGUCAAGCUUCAGCAGACCACUGAUGAGAGAGAGAGGAUGAGAGGUGAGCUGGCAGUCACUGUGACUGCCUUGAGUGAGCAGAAGGUGCUUGUUCAGGAGCUGAAAGAGCAGAGUGAGUGUCUCAACAGAAACCAUGUGCAAGAACUGCUACAAUGUAAAGAAAGGGAAGAAGUGCUGAAAAAAGAGCAAGAGACAACAGCCCAUCAAAAAGCUGAGUUGGAAAAUAAUUUGCUGAACUUGAAGGAAGAGCUAUCCAAGGUUAAGCAGUACUUGGAAAAUGCUAGAAUGGAAAAUGAAGAAAACAAGGAUCUCCUCCACAGGACCAACACAGAUAUGGCUGAACUUGGUAUUCAGAUUUGUGGCUUGUCCUCUGAAAAGAUGGAUGCAGAAGAGCAGUUAGCCCAGGCCAGAGAAAGGCUCAAAGAACUGGAAGAACAGGCGGCAGAGCAACAGAAGAAGCUGAAGCUUGAAAUCUCUAAUCUCAAAGAGGAGAAUAAGAGCCUGCAAGAGAAAUUAGAGGAGGCUCAAAUAUGUGCCGCAGCUGUCCCAAAUCUGCAAUUGCAGCUGGAGACAGUAAAGAAACAGGCACAGAGUUUCCAAGAGACCAGCCAAGAAGAGCUGUCUGCAAUAAAAUUUCAAAUGAGCACAGAGAUUCUAAAUUAUCAGACAAAAUUCAAGGCAGUCAGUGAGGAGUGUGGGAAAGUGAGAGAGCAGCUUGAGGAGCAGAAGCGACAACAGCAUGCUGCGGAGGAAGAGAUUACCGAGUUACAAGCUGCAAACACGAGUUUGUCCAGAAAGCUGGAUGAAGCAAGAGAGCAGCUGUCUGAAUCAGAAUCUGCUCGGCUGCAGAGGGAAGAGGAGGUGACAUCUCUUAGAGAACUCUUGGAAAGGAUCCAAAAAGAAGCUGAUGAAGCAAAAGAGAAGAUCCUGGAUUACACCGAGAAGCUCAGCAAGGUGGCAGCAGACAAAGAUAGCAGUGACCAGAAAUUAUUUGCUGAACUGGAUGACCUGACAAGAACAAAACACUUCCUUGAAGAGCGUUUGAUAGAACUUAUCAGAGAUAAGGAUGCUUUGUGGCAAAAGUCCGAUGCUCUGGAGUUCCAGCAGAAGCUUAGUGCAGAGCAGAGGUGGCAGGGGGACACAGAAGUUAAUCACUGUCUGGACUGCCAGAGAGUGUUCUCGUGGAUGGUGCGCCGACACCACUGCAGAAUGUGUGGUCGCAUUUUCUGCUACUACUGCUGCAACAACUACAUGGUGACAAAACCUGGUGGAAAAAAGGAGCGUUGCUGCAGAGCUUGCUUUAAUAAGCCUAGAGUCACUGUGGACAGUACAGAUGACUCUGGAUCCAGUGCCAACCAGGAAGGAUCACCAGCUUCAUUGGAAUCGCCUGUGUCACCGUCUGAGAGGACUUUUGUUGCAAGUGAAGCCUCUAAACCACCAGAUGAUGCAGCAUUUGAUAUAAUCACUGAUGAGGAGCUGUGCCAAGUACAGGAAACAGACUCUCUCCACAAUGAAAGUCAGAUGGAAAGAGUGUCUCUGGAUCAAAGCAUGACAGAUUUAAACAGUACAUGUAAUUCUUCAACCUUUGAUGAAUCUGAAGAGUGGCAACUUGCUCAAGAUGCUGAGAUAUGCUUGUUGAAGUCAGGAGAAAUCAUGAUCAAAUUACCCCUUACAGUGGAAGAGAUCAUAAACUUUGGAGAAAGCAACAAAGAGCUGUUCAUUAAAUCCAGCACCUACAGUAUCAUUCCCAUCACUGUUACAGAGAUGGGGCUAACAAUUAGCUGGAUCUUUUCAUCAGACCCCAAAAGCAUAUCCUUCAGCGUUGUCUACCAAGAAUCUGAGGACACACCACUGGAUCAGUGCAAAGUUCUUAUCCCUAUGACUCGCUGCAACUCUCAUAAGGAAACUAUCAGAGGACAGGUGAAAGUCAGAAACCCUGGAAUCUACACACUGAUAUUUGACAACACAUUCUCUAGGUUUAUCUCAAAAAGAGUGUUUUAUCACUUGGCUGUUGAGCGACCCGUCAUCUAUGAUGGAAGUGAUUUUCCAUAGCCUUGACUAUACUGUGUUAUUUUUAAUUAAAUUUUUAAGAAAUUAUAUUAUUUAUGUACAUGUAAGCAGACUGAUUACCACUGUGUUUGAAGACUCUGAAACUAUGCAAUAGUUAUAAUGCACUUAAGAAGAGAUGGAUACACUAAAAAAUGGAAGCCUUUUCAGGAACACUAAUGGUUCUGUACUGUGUACAGAUUGCUGAAAAGCCAAUGUUUGAUUUAACAGGUCAAUAAUAACCAAUUUUUUUUUUCAGUGGGGAGAAAAAUAAGUGUGUGGGUGUCUAAAUGCAAAUUGAAAUUCUCUGCUGAAUUAUCGCAUUAUUUUUCUUCCAAAAAUAUCCUUCAAAAGGAAAUUUAAAGAAAAAAGUGUAUUUUUGACCUCUUCACUGAGGGGUAAACAUAACCAUUUCUGUUCUGCUACUCUUACAGUCAGAACAACAAUUAUGCAAUAUUUCAAUCUUCACAGGCCUAUAUUGUAAUCCAUCUAGAAUUUUUUAUCUUUUCCAAGUUUUAUAAACAGAAAACAUAGGAGUUUUUUAAAUUCUGGGCUAAGAUUUGGUAAGCCUUAACUGGCUUUUACAAAUGCUUUAUCACUACCAGUUACAAAACAAUACAACGUGAAGCAGCAACUCCUUUCACUUUCGCUCACCGUACUCUGUACAUUGGUCCAUUCUUACAGUACCAGUGGCAGAACAAGGAGUAUCCUCUGUAAAGUACUGCUCACUGUGUGAUAUUAGGAGGAAGAAAAUUCCUUUUUCCUGCCUUAGCACCUUAGUCAUCAGCAGUCAUAGGAAAGCACAGUUUCUGAGGACAUGAGCAGUGUCUCUCUCUCUCUAGACCACGUGGAAGGCAGCAAUAAUGUUUGAACUGGUCUCAAAAUGUCCAUCCAAACUGAAUGAAUAUCCAGGCCUGGUGAGCUCUCCACCCAGUGUUAGUGUAUUCUCUCCCUUUCCUAAACCUUGCAGUUGCCCUACCCAACUGCUAACUUUUCAUCUUGGAUCUGGAGAAAGAGCUGGCUGUAAACACUGCCUCUUAAGGGAAGACUGGGUUCUCAUUUAUACAGAAUUUCUACGCAAACCAUCUGCUUUCUAUAUAGAAUUUUAUCCUUUUGUCAAAAUAUCUGAAAGCAGAUUUUUUUGUUUUAAAAUCCUGUCCUCUGAUGGAAUGGCAAAACAUUUGGCAGGAUAAAGGAGAAAAGCUCUUUCUCCCAACCAGCCCUCCUCAUCAUUUUAGGUGUGUCUGAUUUCUCAUGUCAUUGUUCUCCCAAGGAAAACUCAGACCUGGAAGGUUUUAGUGCAACAGUUGGUAGAAGACCAGCACAGCCUGUCAGGAACCCUGUAGAGACCUGGUGGCAGCUGUAGCUGAUAUACAGGAGUCAUUGUAAGAGACAGAAAGUAAAACAUAAGGGGAAAGAAGAAAAAGAGGCAAGCACAAGCUGAAGCAAAUGGUUUAGGGGAGGGUAAGGAGACAAACUUGUAAAUGUAAAAGGAAGGGCAGGGAAUUGGAAGGAUCAACUUGACUAGGGAAGAAAGUCAGGGGAGUCCAGCUGGUGUUUAUGUGUUGCUGGUCCAGUCCAUUACCCACAAGGGAUUUCCGACAUCAAAAGACUGGUUGGUUGUUUAAAAGAUGGCGAUCACAGACAAGUGUUGGACAUUUACAUAGUAGCAGCUGAGGUAAGAGGGAAAUUUAUGAUCAUAGGAAAGAAAAGAAUUGCAGAUAAAGCUAAAGAUUGCUUAUCAUUUGUUCCAGUUGUUAACAAUAUAUAAAUGCAGUGAUCUUGAAAAAGACUGUGAAAGAAUAACAACUUUUCAUGGAGCACCUAGAUUUUAGGUGUCUGGUUAAUGGAUAGUGUUUCCCUCCCUUCAGCUGCCUUUUUGCCCAUACCAGUGGUGUGCUCCCCAGCCUCUACCAGGCAGAGGGGUCAGUGCAAAGUACAAGCAGAUUUAUUCCUCCUCCUGAGGUCUACAGUGCAAUUAAACCCAUACCUGGCUGUGUGCAUGAAAAUGAGAUGGACAAGAGAUGGACAUGGGCAAUAAACAGGCCAUAAAUGGCACACAGAUCGGUUCAGGAAUUAUGGCAUAUUUCAGUGUUGAAGCUAUGUUUUAUAUUUAAUUAGGCAAGAAGAGAUUAUUUAUUGCUUAAAAAUGGAGCACUGUGUACCAUAUGCUAUGCAAUUUCACUGAGCUGUUACUGAAGUCUGCUGCAGUUUUUCUUUAAGCUUUUAGGUGUGGUUUUUAAAAGCAUUUUGCUGUUCUUAGGUAGAAUACUAAUCUUACUGGGAUAUUUUUCUUAAAAUGCCAAAUGUAAGGUAAAGGGACACUGUCAAGUAGCUUGGGCCAAAAUAUGACAUCUCUGUUCAAAAGUAUUUGAAGUCUCUCUAUUCAAAAUUAUUUGAAGAAUAUUGAAAAAUUAUCUUCAUUUCCUCUCCACAUCCAGUUCUUAACAUUUUUUCAUACUGUGGCAAAUAUUUUUAAGCCACUGUUUAUGUAACUCUUAAAGUAAUUGUCUCCAUCUAGUAAGCUAGAUGUUUCCCUGAAGGUCUUUCAUGUUGACAGUCCUGAGACUGGCUAAAGCAUAUGUUUGGAAGGAGGGGAAUAAAACCACUGGAUUGUUUUCAUUUAGCAUUUGAGUCUUUAUAGUACCUUUUCUUCAGGUUUUCCUGCCCCUUGAGAAUAGUUUUAUGGCUUUUUUUUUUCCUCUCUGAAAGAGGACUAAGAAUGGAAGCCAGAACCUGUAGUUUAAAGAUCAAAAGGUUUGCUCCUAACCAAGGAGAGUAUUUAAGGAGAAAAAGUUUCAAAUGAUGAAAUACUCAGGAUGCUAAGGUACAGGAGUGCUAAGGUACAGGUACAGGUAAGGACAAGAGUGCAGCUGUUCAAAACCAGCUGGUCAACAACAAGAAUCCCAUCAUACCAGCUAGAAGAGGCUGUGCAGAGAAGAUAGUAAAGAACCUGACAUUAGUACUGACCUUUUGUUUGAAUGCCACUGGCAGUUUAUUACUGGAGCUAUGGAAACCCAAUAAAGGACUUUGCACAAGUGCAGGUUUGUGCAAGAGAUUAUUUCAUUCAAGCACCUUAUACCUCCAUACAUAAGGCACUUGUUUGUGUGAGCUGUGCCAGUGAUGCUGAAAAGUCUGUUUAUUUACAGGUGCUCAGGUGAUUUGUUGAAUUGGGCUUUUUAUUACCUGCAGGAAUGCAAUUAGGAGAAAAGAAAUAUUUAAAAUUUAUCAUAAAAUUAAUUGAAGGGGAUGUCUCACUUGUAGGACAAAAAGAUUAUAUACUGUGUUCAGCAUAAGCAAUUGGGUGAUUUUCCUGGGUGCUGGAAAGGGUUAGGAGGUAUGGAGGGUAAGAUUUUUGUUAUACAGAGGUUUAUGUGAAGAAAAGAAUGUAGUUUCUUUAAGAAAAUGACAGUGUUCCUUUACUCGAUCUUACUCAAUGUUUCUUAAUGAAAAAUGACAGAGAUGUAUUGCACGAGAAGGUACCAUGUUACAAAAUAGCAAAGCUACAAAAGCCUGACUUUGCUCCUUCCUCAAAAUUGAAAUUGCACUAUAGUUUUAAUCAUGCUCAAUCACUGAGGUUGUAACUUGUUCAGAAGCAUCUUUUAGUCUUAACUGCCAAAGAAUUGCAAACCCUGUUCACAUCAGACUUCCUGUUCCAGAUAUGGGAAAAAUUAUGUAUACCAGUGUCUGUUACAGAGAUGUAGACGGUUGUGUACUGGAAUGUUUCUUGAUGCUUUUUUUCCCCCUUUUUUAACCUCAGGAAUUAAAAAAUAAAAUUCUUUAUCGUUGUGAAUGUA